Molecule: messenger RNA, 846 nt
Organism: Annulohypoxylon truncatum
Lineage: Eukaryota; Fungi; Ascomycota; Sordariomycetes; Xylariales; Hypoxylaceae
Product: DUF1903-domain-containing protein
Exons: 4
Coding region: 300-542 (80 amino acids)
Cellular component (GO): mitochondrial intermembrane space
Source: RefSeq, a predicted model, not a curated record
ACGAAACUUAAUCUUGAAUCUCAUUGAAUCUAUCUAGAUAGCAUGUGACUAGCCGAAUUCAUACAUUGUAAGACCCUAUGAAGUUAGUUGACAUUUUGUCGACGUCAUAUUUAUUAGAUCGAUGGGAGAGGAUCUCUUGGCCAUUUGAAAACUGAAACGCACCUAAAUAGUUUAUCACAGCUCACUAAAGACUUCGGACUAUUUGGACUUUCAGCCUAUAGAUAUUUAGUUGCGCUUCCAAGGGUUGACUAUCAGCUCUAAGAUUUAAGAGGAAAUUCAACGUGAUACAAAAAUACAAAAUGGGGUUGGAAGAAGAUCUUGAGUCAAAGCCUCCUUGCCAUCCUCGCGCCUGUGCUAUUCAAGACUGCCUUACAAAGAAUAAUUACAACGAAGCAAAGUGCUCAGGUUUUAUCGACGCCCUAUACGAAUGUUGCGAUGCCUUCUAUCGGAAGCACGGAGAUAAUGCAACGAGCGCCAGUUGUCCAAAGGCCAGCCUUCUUCGAUUGAAACUGAAGCAAAGACAGGACGAGAUGGAGAGUUAAACAGCCAUAGUUUUACAAGGGUGUAAUUUAUAUAAAUGCUAUCACAAAUCAUUAUUGAGUGGUUUGGCAUACCUGAAGGUACCUAGGUAGCAUGUUCGACAUCUCCUUAUAUGCGUCAACCUAGACAGGAAGCUAGGCAACAUUUACGAAGAGUAGAAAUCGUUCUGGGCGAUCAUUGAGCGCGCAAGAGGCCCUUGAAGGACCUGGAUAAGCAUUGAAAGCAAUGGUUGGCUUAUCCCGAGACUCUAAUAUGAAUGCCGAUGACAUUAUGGAGAGAACAGAAGAAGAAAAAAAUAGAAAAUUU